AUGGACGUAGCCUCGGCGAAAUGGCUUUCCGAACUGGGACUGGAUCAAGACUACAGUUCUAGCUUCUUCCACAAAAGCGAAAUGAACUCUCUCAAUCAGUUUGGGUUCAUCUCAGAAGAAGUAGCAACAGCUCUUGGCGAGGACUACAAACAAUCUUUCUCUUCCGAGAGCUAUUCAUCAUACUCCACCAUCACCACCAAGAACCCGUCCAACGCCGCAUCAAGCGGUUCGGAUUAUUCGGUCAAAGAUUCGCAGGUCAGCUUUGAUAGGCCCCCCAAACAGCUCAAGAUCUCUGGUUCUCCUUCAUCUCAGCUAAUCCUUAGUUUUGAGAACUCAAACUCAUCACCUACAAGGCCUCAACGACAUGUUUAUGGGAAUUUUGAGAGUACCUUGAGACCCAAGAAAGAAGCGGCGUCUCAAAUAGAUCAUGUGCCCUACUUUUCAUCCGUGGUCACAAAAGAUCACUCAGUACUUAAUGGAGAUAAUAUUGAUUCUGCACCAAAAACAUCUAUAAAGGGGACCAAGAGGAGUUUCUCAUCAAUGACCAGAACUCCUUCACAUGCUCAAGAACAUAUUAUGGCCGAAAGAAGGCGAAGAGAAAAGCUCAGCCAGCGGUUCAUAGCUCUUUCAGCAAUUCUUCCUGGUCUAAAGAAGAUGGACAAAGCUUCGGUUCUUGGUGAUGCUAUCAAGUAUGUGAAAGAGCUACAAGAACGUAUGAAGACGCUAGAGGAACAGAACAAGAAGAGAACUGUGGAAUCCGUUGUUUUUGUGAAGAAGUCCCAACUGAUGAUCUCCAGUACCGAUGAUGACACUUCUUCUAGCAACGACAGUCACGACAGCCACUCCGACGAAGUGCUACUCCCCGAAAUCGAAGCGAGAGUUUCGGAGAAGGAUGUACUCAUCCGAAUCCAUUGCGAAAAGCAGAAAGGAUUUAUGGUGAAAAUGUUAAGUGAAAUAGAGAAGCUUCAUCUGUCUAUCGUCAAUACUAGUGUCUUGCCCUUUGGGAACUCCACUUUCGACAUAACCGUAAUUGCUCAGAUGGAAAAUGAGUUCAACAUGACUGUGAAGGACCUAGUUAAGAACCUCCGACAAGCUCUAUUGAAAUUUAUGUGA
Molecule: messenger RNA, 1113 nt
Organism: Morus notabilis
Lineage: Eukaryota; Viridiplantae; Streptophyta; Magnoliopsida; Rosales; Moraceae
Product: transcription factor bHLH18
Exons: 4
Coding region: 1-1113 (370 amino acids)
Molecular function (GO): protein dimerization activity
Source: RefSeq, a predicted model, not a curated record